AUGUACGAACGCCUCGUCACCGACACCGAUGCUGAAGCCCCCCUCUUGACAUACGAGGAGCGUGUUGUCGAGUUCGAGAUCGAAAAGUCGCUCAGGAUCAACUUUCUCAAGGCCGUGGACCUGAUCCGGGUCUCCCGGGCCCCCUCCGAGGUUGAUCCGGUUGAGCUCCGCACCGCAUACAACACCAUCAUCAACAGCGGCCUCUUCCAGCGAUACAUCCCGGAGAGCUUUUGGUCCUCCAACAAGACCGCCAAGUGCCCCAAGGAAGAAACCUCACAGAUCGAUCCGCACCCCCUUGGUAUGCCUCCAGAGUGCCUUCCCACAGGCCAGCCCUCCAGCUCAGAAUCACCGAGCGCCAUCAACACCCUCACCAGAGCGUCGGUAUCCAACGACAGCCUCCCGAAUGCCCCGAGCGCUUCGGGGGUCGAUACACCCGCAAAGCUCAGCGCCCUUCGCUCGGCGCAUCUUGAAACACAAGAUGCUGAUCAAAGUGACCAUCCCACACUCUCGUUCGAGGACGAAAGCCCUCACGACCGCAACAUGCGCCUCCUGGCCAUCCGGCUGUACCGAUCCAAGCUGGGCCAUAUGCUGAUGAACGUCGUCAGUCACAUGAACAGGACACACAGACGCAUGGUCAUUCUCUGGCUGAUCCUCCGAGGCAAAACCGAGCCGGGCUAG
Messenger RNA from Polychytrium aggregatum, 678 nucleotides. RefSeq lists its product as uncharacterized. Lineage: Eukaryota; Fungi; Chytridiomycota; Chytridiomycetes; Polychytriales. The transcript has a single exon. The record is from RefSeq and is a predicted model, not a curated record. The coding region runs from base 1 to 678 and encodes 225 amino acids.